This is a messenger RNA of Racocetra fulgida, 1118 nucleotides long. The record is from the annotation of a GenBank genome assembly. NCBI's taxonomy places the organism in Eukaryota, Fungi, Glomeromycota, Glomeromycetes, Diversisporales, Gigasporaceae.
CUUUCGAAGCAGCCCGAAAUGGAUUCGAAUUUUUUAAACAAUUACAAACUUCUGAUGGUCAUUGGGCAGGUGAAUAUGGUGGGCCAAUGUUUUUGAUACCAGGACUUAUUAUCACAAUGUAUAUUACACAUAUUCCUAUCCCGGAAUCUUGGAGAAUUGAAAUUAUUCGAUAUGUGGUAAACAAAGCAAAUCCUGUUGAUGGUCGUUUUUGGGUUCAUACUCGUGCAGUAUACCUCCCAAUGGGAUACUGCUAUGGACGUAGAAUAACUGCCGAAGUUACUCCAUUAAUCGAACAACUUAGGCAAGAAUUAUAUGUUCAACCAUUUGAGACAAUUAAUUGGUCUAAAGCCCGAAAUAAUAUUGCUGAAAUUGACCUUUAUGCUCCGCAUACCAAAAUAUUAAAAUUUUGCAAUUUUAUAUUAAAUAUUUAUGAAAAGCUUCCUAAUUUUCUUGGAAUUCGUGAUAUUUCUCUUCAAGAGAGUUAUGAAUUAAUUAAAUAUGAAGAUGAAAAUACGGAUUUUCUUGAUAUUGCACCUGAAGGGCCAGAUUCUAAAGCAUUCAAGCUUGCUAAAGAAAGAUUAAUUGAUUAUAUGUGGUAUAAAAAUCUUAGUUCUUUAAGUCCAGAAGGAAUGAUGAUGAGUGGUACAAAUGGUACUCAAGUUUGGGACACUGCGCUUACAGCCCUUGCCGUAAUUGAAACAGACGAUGCACAAAUAAAAAAGAAUCACAACGAUAAUGAAAGAUGUUAUCGUGAUAAAACAUUAGGUGCUUGGGGUUUUAGUACUCGUGAUCAGGGAUACAAUGUUUCAGAUUGUUCUAGUUUAGCUUAUUUAUUUUUGAUUUGUGGUAAAAAAAUUAGUUACACGCCAGAUUUAGUAUCUAAAGAACGAUUUUGUAAAACCGUUGAUAUAUUACUAUCUAUGCAAAAUACUGAUGGAGGAUUUGCGAGUUAUGAGCGUACUAGAGGCCCAAAAAUUCUCGAAUGGUUAAAUCCUGCAGAAGUUUUUGGAAAUAUUAUGAUUGAAUAUAGUUAUCCAGAAUGUACAGCUUGUGUCUUAACAGCUCUAAAUACGUUCCAGAAAUGGUAUCCUGAUUAUAGGGCUGAUGAAAUUAAGUAA